Molecule: messenger RNA, 688 nt
Organism: Moneuplotes crassus
Lineage: Eukaryota; Ciliophora; Spirotrichea; Euplotida; Euplotidae
Source: the annotation of a GenBank genome assembly
CAAAAUGUCGUCCAUUUUCAAGAAGUUUGGUAAAUCUGAUGAGGAAAGUAAAGGAGAAAGCUCCAAAAAGAAGUUUCCGUAUCUGUCGUUCUCAAAACUUAGCAGUGAACCAAAGCCUGAUUUAAUUUAGUAAUUCAUCUACUAGUACGAGUUCGAAAGCAAAUAAGAGUUCGAAGAAGUCAUCAAAGAAAGGAAGCAUGGAGGAUCACAGAAAAGUGUUUGAACAAUUUGCUAAGAAAAAUCUUAACAUGGGACGAAGCAUCCCUUUAUGAAUAUUUUUCUUUGUAUUAUCCAUCUUCUGGUUUGGAGUAUCCUUCUUCAUGCUAGAGAUAAUUGCUGUAUCUCCAUAUAAAUUUGUAAUGGCAUUCACUCUUGGCUCAAUGUGCUUAAUGGCCUCUCUAGCUUUCCUCAGUGGAACAUAUAACUUUCUCAAGAAAUUAGUCAAGCCAAAAAGAAUUGUCUUUACAGGAUCUUACUUUGCCUCACUAGCAGCUUGUUUCUUCUUUUCAGUCCUCUGGAAAAACUUAGUGCUUAUGAUUAUUGCCACUGUAUGGCAAGCAGUUGCUUUGUUAUUCUUUGUGUUUUCAACUGUACCAGGAGGAGCCACAGGUCUGAAAAUGAUCUUCAAAAUGGGCUAUAUCGUAGUCGAGAGGUGCUUCAAAAAAGUUCUGAGAAUCUAAGAAAUCAU